CUUUCCACCAUUUUCAUUUCCCGCCUCUCUCUCUCUCUCUCUAAUGGCCGACAAGAAGAAACGCCGCAGAUCCGAUGCCGACUCCGACACAGAUUCACUUCCAUUCAAGAACCGCCUCAAGCCCGACUCUGUGAUCCUCCAAUCGAUCAAAACUUUCACUGAAUCAACACCCUCCACCAGUGAUUCCAAACCCUUGACCCUCUCGGAUCUCUCUCUCUCCACCACCUGCCGCGAAGUCUCUGACCUCCCACUCUCCUCCGUUCAAUCCGCCAUUGAAUCCCUCAUUCUCUCUCUCACCCACUCCAUCCUCUCCGGCAACGGCUUCUCCUUCUCCGUCCCCUCUCGCUCUUCCACCAACCAACUCUACGUCCCAGAACUCGAUCGCAUAGUUCUCAAAGACAAAUCUUCUCUCCGGCCUUACGCCAACGUCUCCACCGUCCGUAAAACCACCAUUACCACCCGAAUCAUCCAGCUCAUCCACCAACUCUGCCUCAAAAACAUUCAUGUCACCAAGCGUGACCUCUUCUACACUGAUGUUAAGCUCUUCCAAGACCAAACCCAAUCAGACGCCGUUUUGGACGACGUCUCCUGCAUCCUUGGCUGCACUCGAUCCAGCCUCAAUGUAGUUGCAGCAGAAAAAGGGGUGGUUGUGGGUAGGCUUAUUUUUAGUGAUAAUGGUGAUAUGAUUGACUGUACAAAAAUGGGUAUGGGAGGAAAGGCGAUUCCACCUAAUAUUGAUAGAGUUGGGGAUAUGCAGAGUGAUGCAUUGUUUAUAUUGUUGGUGGAAAAGGAUGCUGCGUAUAUGAGGUUGGCUGAGGAUAGGUUUUAUAAUCGGUUUCCUUGUAUAAUUGUCACAGCGAAGGGGCAACCAGACGUGGCAACGAGGUUGUUUUUGAGGAAGAUGAAGAUGGAAUUGAAGCUGCCAGUGUUGGCAUUGGUGGAUAGUGAUCCAUAUGGGUUAAAGAUCUUGUCUGUGUAUGGUUGUGGAUCGAAGAAUAUGUCGUAUGAUAGUGCGAAUUUGACGACCCCAGAUAUAAAGUGGUUGGGGAUUAGGCCGAGUGAUUUGGACAAGUAUAAAAUUCCUGAGCAAUGUAGGUUGCCAAUGACUGAGCAGGAUAUUAAAACUGGCAAGGAUUUGUUGGAGGAAGAUUUUGUGAAGAAGAAUCCGGGGUGGGUUGAGGAGCUGAAUUUGAUGGUGAAGACCAAGCAGAAGGCGGAAAUUCAGGCGUUGAGCACGUUUGGGUUUCAGUAUUUGUCCGAGGUUUAUUUGCCACUGAAGCUGCAGCAGAAGGAUUGGCUCUGAGCCUUUGAAGUUGGAGCUUAAAUUCUUCUAAUGGCAAGUCUUGUAUUCCCUGUUAUCAUUUGAGAGGAGGGCGAUAGGGAAAUUGUUUAGUGUUGUUGAAAUUUCUAUGUAAUGGUUAAUCCUCAUUAGGACAAUAAAUGUUUCAAUUUAUGCAUUGCAAUGAUAUCAGAAAGUUAAAGCAUCCCUAACUUAAAGGCCUUGACAGCACGGGUAAAUUCUCUGUUUUCAUUUCCUAAAACAUUUUCAAUUUGUCUGCCGCACAUCCUUUAAUUUGCUACUGAUUGAUU
Messenger RNA from Ilex paraguariensis (yerba mate), 1590 nucleotides. The record is from the annotation of a GenBank genome assembly. Lineage: Eukaryota; Viridiplantae; Streptophyta; Magnoliopsida; Aquifoliales; Aquifoliaceae.